Molecule: messenger RNA, 882 nt
Organism: Procambarus clarkii (red swamp crayfish)
Lineage: Eukaryota; Metazoa; Arthropoda; Malacostraca; Decapoda; Cambaridae
Source: RefSeq, a predicted model, not a curated record
AUGGUGCAAAUGGCUUGUUACUGUUUGUUAGCUGUUUCUAUAUCCCAGCUCGUUAGUCCUAUAUCCCAGCUCGUUAUUCCUAUAUCCCAGCUCGUUAUUCCUAUAUCCCAGAUCGUUAUUCCUAUAUCCCAGCUCGUUAUUCCUAUAUCCCAGCUCGUUAGUCCUAUAUCCCAGCUCGUUAGUCCUAUAUCCCAGCUCGUUAGUCCUAUAUCCCAGCUCGUUAGUCCUAUAUCCCAGCUCGUUAGUCCUAUAUCCCAGCUCGUUAUUCCUAUAUCCCAGCUCGUUACCCCUAUAUCCCAGCUCGUUAUUCCUAUAUCCCAGCUCGUUAGUCCUAUAUCCCAGCUCGUUAGUCCUAUAUCCCAGCUCGUUAGUCCUAUAUCCCAGCUCGUUAGUCCUAUAUCCCAGCUCGUUAGUCCUAUAUCCCAGCUCGUUAGUCCUAUAUCCCAGCUCGUUAGUCCUAUAUCCCAGCUCGUUAUUCCUAUAUCCCAGCUCGUUAGUCCUAUAUCCCAGCUCGUUAUUCCUAUAUCCCAGCUCGUUAGUCCUACUAUAUCCCUGCUCGUUAGUCCUAUAUCCCAGCUCGUUAGUCCUAUAUCCCAGCUCGUUAUUCCUAUAUCCCAGCUCGUUAGUCCUAUAUCCCAGCUCUUCUCAGAAAGUAUUGACCAGAUACCAGAAAGUAUUGACCAGAUACCAGAAAGUAUUGACCAGAUACCAGAAAGUAUUGACCAGAUACCAGAAAGUAUUGACCAGAUACCAGAAAGUAUUGACCAGAUACCAGAAGGUAUUGACCAGAUACCAGAAAGUAUUGACCAGAUACCAGAAGGUAUUGACCAGUUACCAGAAAGUAUUGACCAGAAAGUAUUGACCAGAUACCAAAAAUAUUGA